Molecule: messenger RNA, 666 nt
Organism: Arachis duranensis
Lineage: Eukaryota; Viridiplantae; Streptophyta; Magnoliopsida; Fabales; Fabaceae
Product: secreted RxLR effector protein 161-like
Exons: 1
Coding region: 1-666 (221 amino acids)
Source: RefSeq, a predicted model, not a curated record
AUGACUAUGGUUAAUUCAGCCCCAACUUCUAUGGUUGCUUCUUCAAAAUUGUCAGCUAAUGAUUCCUCUCAUUUUGAAGAUCCAAAAUUAUUUCGUUCUAUUGCAGGGACCCUUCAAUAUCUCACACUUACUAGACCAGACCUUACAUUUGCUGUUAGCAAGAUUUGUCAGUAUAUGCACAAUCCCACUGUCAAUCAUUGGAAAGCACUCAAAAGGAUACUUAGAUAUAUUAAGGGAAAUAUGGAUCAGGAUCUCUUAUUUACAGCCUGUACUGACUUUCGAUUAUUUGCUUUUUCAGAUGCUGAUUGGGGAGCAGAUGCUGAUGAUAGAAAAAGUGUUAUUAGAUACUGUGUCAACCUAGGAACAAACUUGAUUGCAUGGAAAAGUAACAAGCAACGUGUCGUUAGUCGAUCAAGCACAGAAGCUGAGUUUCGUGCAAUUGCUGCAGCUCAAUCUAAAGUCAUUUGGACACAAAAUCUGCUUCAUGAGUUACAUCUCUCUCUCACCACAAUUCUUACUCUCUACUGUGACAACCAAAGUGCUUGCCUUCUUACUGUAAAUCCAAUUUUACACAGCAAAUUUAAGUAUUUCGAGCUAGAUCUUCACUUUGUGAGGGACCAAGUUACACAUAAGAAACUAUUUGUCACUAAUAUUCCAUUCUCAUAA